This is a messenger RNA of Morone saxatilis (striped sea-bass), 2005 nucleotides long. It is a transcript of the gene pam, whose product is annotated as peptidylglycine alpha-amidating monooxygenase. Gene Ontology annotation, biological process: peptide metabolic process. The record is from RefSeq and is a predicted model, not a curated record. Gene Ontology annotation, cellular component: extracellular region; membrane. NCBI's taxonomy places the organism in Eukaryota, Metazoa, Chordata, Actinopteri, Moronidae. Gene Ontology annotation, molecular function: copper ion binding; protein binding; peptidylglycine monooxygenase activity.
CUGAUUCUUACCAAUGGUACACCACAGGUUUUCACGCCAAUACAGUCGACUGAAAGACGUCUAACAGGAGCGAGCAGCAAUGAGUCACCAAGCAAGCUCAACGUCUCAAUUAUUAUUCCUUUGCCAUUUAUAAGCAUCCUGUGGGUUUCAAGGUAAAUGUGGCACACAGUAGCUUGCACAAUGCAAACCUGGAAGCAUCAAGAUUGUUGCUCCAGGCAUACUUUUGAGCAAUCUUACCCACGGGGAGGACCUGUCAAGGCAUAAAUUGCAGUUCUGAAGGAGUGAGGUCCAGUAGGGAUACUACCUUCACCUCCUCUAUACCGAUUCCUCAACCAAGCUGAACAAGGACAACAGGCCAAACUACAACAACACACGGUGAUAACCACAUGCAUGAUGAGAGUCCCUCUGUUCUGUGUAAUGGGGCUUGCAUUCAUCUGCCACAGCCACUGCCUGGGAAAACAAAACCCUCUGUAUGGGUUCAAAAGUGGUACCUCUACUGAUGAAAUGUGCAACUUCUAUAUAAUGUACUACAUGGACAGCAAACACGCCAUACCCUACAUGAACUGCAUGGAAACCGGCUCCAAUGAGCUGUUUGAGGAUAUUCCAGCUGAGGCUAAUGUUCCCAUUGCUGUCAGUCCGGGUCAUAUGAACUCUAUGAUGCAUAUGGGACACACAACAGAUCAACAACUUAACAGAUUGUUGAAUACAAACAAUGCAGAGAAGGUUCUGGAUCAGGGUGACCUUUUUUCUCUUAUAUCCAAGCUGCUAGGCCAGAGCAAGGACAUAGAUCACAAUUAUAACUUCCAACCCAACGACAGAGCCCAGGCUGAGUGGGUGGCUCAGAUUGACAGCUUAAUGCUAAAGAAUGACCUGGGCCAUCCCAGUACCAGACUAGCCUUCCAAACCAGGGAGGAUCCUGUUUUGGUGAGGGACAGAGUCCACAAAUUCCAUCAAUUUGAGGCCACUGCCAAACUGCCAAGAAGCAAGCUGCUAGCAGAAGGACAAGACUACCAUUUGGAACAAGUCUCAGCGUGGCCUCAGAGUUCUCUCCAGCUGGGUCAGGUGUCAGGACUUGCCCUCGAUGCAGAUUCUAACUUGGUCAUUUUCCACAGAGGUGACCACCACUGGGGGGCAGAAUCUUUUAACAGCCAGGCUAGAUACCAGCAGAGGUUCCUUGGUCCUAUUCAGCAGUCCACUAUUUUGGUUGUGGAUCCAGUCAAAGGCAACAUCCUGAAGGCUUCUGGCAGAAACAUGUUUUACUUGCCUCAUGGAAUAACUACAGACAAGGAGAAUAAUUACUGGGUCACUGAUGUGGCUCUUCAUCAGGUAUUAAAAGUCAGCAGUGAUGGCAGAGAUAGAAUCUUGCUGACACUGGGAGAGGCUUUCACACCAGGAAGUGACAACAGCCACUUCUGCCAGCCCACUGAUGUGGCUGUGGACACUGAGACUGGGGACAUCUUUGUGUCUGAUGGAUACUGCAAUGCUAGGAUACUGAAAUUCUCUGCUGAUGGCAAAUACCUGACUGAGUGGGGUGCAGGCUCGUCAGACAGGAGAAGGAGGAUACCGUUCCUGAUACCCCACAGCCUGGUGUUCCUUCCCAGCAGACAGGAAGUUUGUGUGGCUGACAGGGAGAACGGACGUAUCCAGUGCUUCAUAGCGGCAACUGGAGAGUUUGUCAAGGAAAUAAAGAAAGAGGAGUUUGGAGGGGAAGUGUUUGCAAUCACUUUCAGCCCUGCCGGAGCUGGCUUGAUCUUUGCAGUAAAUGGGGACUCUCCAUAUCGCUCAGCUCCACUCAAAGGUUUUGUAAUAGAUUACUCCACCAAGGAUAUUUUGGAAACCUUCAGCCCAGAGAAAAAGGAUUUUAAAAUGCCUCACGACAUAGUUGCAACCAGGGAUGGCAGCGUUUUUGUUGGGGAUGCAGGCAACAAAUCAGUCUUCAAAUUUACCUCUGAGAAGUUACAUCGCUCAGUGAAGAAAGCAGGAAUCGAGGUUCAAGAACUUGAAG